AUGACCUCCGGCAACAUGAUGAACAAGAUUGUCUUCUACGAGGAGAGGAACUUCCAGGGCCGCUCUUACGAGUGCAUGAGCGACUGCCCCGACAUGUCCUCCUACAUGAGCCACUGCCACUCCUGCAGAGUGGAGAGGGGCUGCUUCAUGGUCUACGACCGCACCAACUUCAUGGGCAACCAGUUCUUCAUGAGGAGGGGCGAGUACGCCGACUACAUGAGCAUGAUGGGCAUGAGCGACUGCAUCAGGUCCUGCCGCAUGAUCCCCAUGCACAGAGGCUCCUACAGGAUGAGGAUCUACGAGAGGGACAACUUCCAGGGUCAGAUGCACGAGAUGAUGGAGGACUGCGACAACAUCAUGGACCGCUACAGCAUGUCCAACUUCAUGUCCUGCAACGUGAUGGAGGGCCACUGGCUUAUGUACGAGCAGCCCCACUUCAGAGGAAGGAUGUGGUACAUGAGGCCCGGAGAGUACAGGAACUUCAUGAACAUGGGCAUGAGCGGCAUGAGGUUCAUGAGCAUGAAGCGCAUCAUGGAUUCCUGCUACUAGACAAUGAGUUAUGAUGGUGCAGCGAUUGGUUUCGAAACAAAUACUCAAAACUGAGUGACCAAGCAACUCAUCUGUAGCAAUAUGCACUGGAUGAUUGACAACCAGUGAACUGCACAUACAUACAUCUUUGACUGCGGGCUGGCUGAUGAAGAGA
Molecule: messenger RNA, 703 nt
Organism: Perca flavescens (yellow perch)
Lineage: Eukaryota; Metazoa; Chordata; Actinopteri; Perciformes; Percidae
Product: gamma-crystallin M2
Exons: 1
Coding region: 1-549 (182 amino acids)
Biological process (GO): lens development in camera-type eye; visual perception
Molecular function (GO): structural constituent of eye lens
Source: RefSeq, a predicted model, not a curated record